This is a messenger RNA of Solanum verrucosum, 843 nucleotides long. Its product is annotated as protein RGF1 INDUCIBLE TRANSCRIPTION FACTOR 1-like. The record is from RefSeq and is a predicted model, not a curated record. The transcript is spliced from 5 exons. Bases 1 to 831 code for a protein of 276 amino acids. NCBI's taxonomy places the organism in Eukaryota, Viridiplantae, Streptophyta, Magnoliopsida, Solanales, Solanaceae.
AUGGAGUCCCAAAAAUCAACACACCUUUCUCUCUCUAAAAAUAGAAGAAAAAACAGAACUUCAAAUUUAGUACUGAAAAUAAAGAAGUCUUUCAAACUGGCGAUUGAUAAUCAAGAUUCUACAAUCCUUGAAAUCAAACACAAGAACAGAAGAAUUAUGGGUGCUACAGGACCUGAUGAAGAAGAAAAUAAUUGGCCACCAUGGUUAAAGCCAUUGCUUAAAGAAAGAUUUUUUGUUCAAUGCAAGUUACAUAUUGAUUCUCAUAAGAGUGAAUGCAAUAUGUAUUGUCUUGAUUGUAUUAAUGGCCCUCUUUGUUCUCUUUGUUUAUCUCAUCACAAAGACCAUAUUGCCAUUCAGAUAAGGAGGUCAUCAUACCAUGAUGUGAUAAGGGUGAAUGAGAUUCAAAAGUAUUUGGACAUUUCUUUAGUCCAAACAUACAUUAUCAACAGUGCUAAGAUUGUCUUUUUGAAUGAAAGGCCACAACCUAGGCCAGGCAAAGGUGUCACAAAUACAUGUCAAGUUUGUGAAAGGACCCUUCUUGAUUCCUUCAAUUUUUGCUCUCUUGGUUGCAAGGUUAUUGGGACCUCAAAGAACUUCAUUAAGAAGCCGAGGGACUUAUUAGCAAAGAGGCGGUUGAAGGCGAUAGCAUUGGACUCCGAUGACACUUACAGCCACAACAACCAUGGUCGAUAUAGAAGUACCACCAUCAACAAGGUGCAAAGUUUUAUUCCGUCAACACCCCCUCCAACUUCUGUUAAUUACAGAACGGCCAAACGAAGAAAAGGAAUUCCACAUAGAUCCCCAAUGGGAGGACUAGUUAUAGAAUAUUAAGUCCUAAAAUUA